AUGGAUAACAUCACCUUUAACAACUGGUGGCCGGGGUGUGGGUAUGAAGAGGUCACGCAGAGUUGUACGCACCCUUGUUACAACGCCAGUAUCCUCGAGGACAUGGACGCUUUUAACAAGAACGCCAACGGGAGUAUUGUGACCUACCAGAGUCGCCCAGGAACCAGUUACGAUGGCAGUCCCAUCGGUGUAGUCGAUUUGGCAGGAUGGUGGCUGCCGGCGCCUGGCGACUCGCCAGCGUCACCAGCGCCCCGAAUCGUGCUACAGCAUGGCUUCACAUCAAACUCGAACAAGCUCUUUCCGCAGUUUGCAGCGUAUAUGCUCCGCUCCCUUGGAUUCAGCGUUCUUGUGCCAAACUUCCGGGACCACUGCUACUCGGGCAACACCUCCGAGCACGUCUACCAGUGGAGCAACGCGUACCCCUACGACCUGCUUGGCGCCUGGGACUACGCCAGGAUGGGCCCCGAGGGUCUCCUCGGCGGGCCUCGGGACACCGGGCAGGUCGGGCUCAUGGGGUUCUCCAAGGGUUCCUUCGUGUCCUGUAUCGCGUUCGGCCUUGAGGGCUCUGUGCCGGCCGCCUGGCUGGACUCCGGACCCUGGAAGCCCAAGUCGGUGUUUGAGCACGGCGCCCGCCAGACGCUCGACGGGUGGGGGAUUGGCUUCGCGAGCGACAUUCUCAUAGGCCCCACCUGGGACGCCGUGAAGAAGGCGGCGCUGGAGAAGGGGGUCGACCUCGAUUGGCAGCUUCCGGAGCACACGCUCCCAACGGGGCCAGACACGAUGAGGCCAGUAUACAUCCUCCAAAACAUGGACGACGAAACGGUGCCCGUUGCUGAGAACGACCUGCUUAGAGACAUGCUUGCGAAAUAUCCCGAGAAGUACACCGUGGCAGGUGAUUGGGUGUUCACGGGCAAGUGCUAUGGGGGCGCCCACCUCUUCGAGAUGUUUCGAAGCUAUACGGAGUACAGAGACCAGCUCUGCUCGUUCUGGUCGGCCGCUUUCGGGCUGGGAGAGUCGCACUGCAAAAAGUAUGCGUGA
Prorocentrum cordatum is the source of this 1038-nucleotide messenger RNA. Lineage: Eukaryota; Dinophyceae; Prorocentrales; Prorocentraceae. The record is from the annotation of a GenBank genome assembly.